This is a messenger RNA of Hippocampus zosterae (dwarf seahorse), 5343 nucleotides long. RefSeq names its product calsyntenin-2-like. The coding region runs from base 344 to 3151 and encodes 935 amino acids. Gene Ontology annotation, molecular function: amyloid-beta binding; calcium ion binding; X11-like protein binding. Gene Ontology annotation, cellular component: postsynaptic membrane; cell surface. The transcript has 17 exons. Gene Ontology annotation, biological process: positive regulation of synapse assembly; positive regulation of synaptic transmission; homophilic cell-cell adhesion. Lineage: Eukaryota; Metazoa; Chordata; Actinopteri; Syngnathiformes; Syngnathidae. The record is from RefSeq and is a predicted model, not a curated record.
GGAGGAUGAGCGAUAACGAGGGAGGGCUUUUGCAAGGAGAAAGCGAAAGAAGGCAUGGCUCUCCUCCCUAUGACGUGUACAUCGGUCCAGUCCCGGGCUAUUGCCGGCUUCUCGUCCAGUUUCCGCCGAAAGCUCUCCACUUGCUCCCUUUCCACCGACGCGAACGCUCCCCCACCCGCGUUUCCGUCUUUCAACAGCACGCUGCCAGCCUUGUCCCGCAUCUAGUCAGAGAGGAGUGGAAGCGGUGAACAACAGUAAGAGCGCGGAAAGAGGAAGGAGAGGAAAAAAAAGAGAGAAAUAUCCAACGGAAAGUAGAAGAGGAAAAGAGGUCUCCGCCUCGAAGAUGCUGACAGUAGCCGGUGUGUUGGCUGUGGUCGCUGUGUGCUUGAGCGCGGCUCACUCCAAAGUGAAUAAACACAAGCCAUGGAUUGAGACGUCAUACCAUGGGGUCAUCACCGAAAACACUGACGUUGUUCUUCUUGAUCCUCCUUUGGUGGCUCUGGAUAAGGAUGCUCCCAUCCCAUAUGCAGGGGAGAUCUGUGCGUUCAACAUCCACGGGUUGGAGGCUCCGUUCAAGGCAGUAGUGCUGAACGGCACAUCUGGGGAGGGCCAGCUGAGGGCUCGUGGCCCGGUGGACUGCGAAACGCAGAAGGAGUAUACUUUCAUCAUUCAGGCUCAUGACUGCGGCUCAGGCCCAGGGGGCACAGAGGGCAAAAAGUCCCACAAGGCAGUGGUCCAUAUUCAGGUCAACGAUGUCAAUGAAUUUGCGCCAGUGUUCCGGGAGCCCGAGUACCAGGCUGCAGUGACAGAGGGCAAGAUUUAUGACAGCAUCCUACAAGUGGAAGCCAUGGAUCAGGACUGUUCACCUCAAUACAGCCAGAUCUGUAACUACCAGAUUACCACAACUAACACACCCUUUGCUAUUGACCGCAAUGGUAACAUCCGAAACACAGAGAAGCUGAGCUAUGACCGAGAGCAGCAAUAUGAAAUCCAGGUGACGGCCUGGGACUGUGGCCAGAAGAGAGCAUUGCACGUCGUCCCUGUCCGAAUCGACGUCAAACCUGUCUGCAAACCCGGUUGGCAGGGGUGGAAUAAACGAGUCGACUAUGAGCCAGGAACAGGAAGCAAACAGUUGUUUCCCAAAAUGCAUCUGGAGACCUGUGGUGGGCCGCUGUCUUCAGUGAGAACUACAGUGGAGCUGCUGACCAGCCACAUUGGGAAGGGAUGUGACCGAGAGACCUACUCUGAGAAAUCCCUACAGAAAUUAUGUGGGGCCUCAUCAGGCAGCACUGAUCUUCUCCCCGCCCCCUCCUCUGCCACUAACUGGACAGCUUCUCUGAUGACAGACAGUGGGAAAGACAGUGACUUGAUCUUCAGUUUUGAUGGUCACCAGUCAGCUAAAAUCCCAGACUGGGUGGUGCCCCAGAACUUGACGGACCAGUUCACGAUAGCGACCUGGAUGAGGCAUGGGCCCAGUCCGGGUAUAAGAGCUGAAAAGGAGACCCUUCUUUGUAAUUCUGACAAGACAGAGAUGAAUCGCCAUCACUACUCCCUGUAUGUCCACAACUGCCGCCUCGUGUUUCUGCUCAGGAGAGACUUUACUCAGAUGGACACUUUCAGACCUGCCGAGUUCCACUGGAAACUGGAUCAGAUCUGCGACAAGGAGUGGCACUACUAUGUCAUCAACGUGGAGUUUCCAGCGGUGACACUUUACGUGGAUGGAGUGACGUAUGAUCCCUACCUGGUGACAGACGACUGGCCCAUUCACCCGUCCCAAAUUGAUGUACAGCUAACAGUUGGCGCCUGCUGGCAAGGUGGUGAGGUGACCAAGCCAAGGUUUACUCAGUACUUCAGAGGCAGCUUAUCUGGAUUGACGAUCCGACCAGGAAAGAUUGAGAGUCAAAAAGUAAUUUCAUGUCUGCAGGCUUGCAAAGAAGGACUGGACAUCAACUCCCUUGAAAGCCUGGAUAAGAACAUCAAGUUUCACUUUAACCCAGCUCAGUCUAUCCUGGUGAUGGAGGGAGAAGAUUUAGAAAACAUGAACGUUGCAGUGCGGAAGGUCUCUUACAUUAACUCUCGACAGUUUCCUACUCCAGGAGUGCGACAUCUUCGCAUCUCUACUACUGUCCAGUGUUUUGGAGAAGACACUUGUAUUACCAUCCCUGACAUUGAGGCAGUAGUGAUGGUGCUGCAGCCCAGCGAGCCCAUGAUAACCAUCACUGGAUUAGAAAGACAGAAUCGGCCUGCUUCUGACCUCAGAAGAUCGGAAGGUGUGAGGCUCUUCCAACAGCUCCACAUCAUCAGUACGGUCACCAGGGGAGAUUCUGCUGCCCAUAGCACAGACCAAAGACAAGGACUUCUGGAGGAGAUCAUUCACAAUUUGGACUACUGUGACAUCCUGGUGUUGGGUGAAGAGUUGAGGCCUAACCAGGAGUCACUCCAGCUGCAGCGCAGCAGUCUACUUGGAAAGCACCUCGAUGCCACAAAUUCCACAUCUGGGAUGUCGGUGUAUGGUGUGGACUCCAUGGCUAACUAUGAAGAUGUGAUCCGAGAGGUGCGUUACUCCAACUGGCGACCAGCACAUCUAGGAGAGAGAAGGUUCCGGCUCACAUGUUCGGAGCUCAAUGGACGCUACACCAGCAAUGAAUUUAACCUGGAGGUGAGCGUACUCCACAGUUCAGAGGUCGGCGAACACGUCAGUCAGACUGUGGCCCUCCCUCAGCACAUGCAAUUAGUUCAGCAUCCAGCCAUUAUUGACGAAAUAUACCCCGAGCAUGGCUUAGGUGUGCCGAAUGCCGCCACAGUGGUCAUUGUGAUGUGCAUCGCUACCCUGGUGGUGGUGAUAGUGUUGGGCAUCUACCGCAUCCAUCUAACCCACAAGCAAGAGGUCAAGCUGUCUGAGACGACCAAAGAGGGAGGCGAGACUUGGGAUGACUCACCCCUGUCCAUAACCAUUAACCCAAUGGAGAACCUGCAAGAUCCCCAGGCCGACGAGGAUGAGGUGAGCGAGGAAGAGGAUGAAGACGAGGAAGAGGAGGAUGACAUCACUAGCGCAGAAUCAGAUGACAGCGAGGAAGAAGUUGACGUCCAGUUACCCAGGAUGCAGGGAACCAAACGCCUGAAGUGGGAAAAAACAGCAAUAUUUUAUUGAAACUCCCAAUCACAAACAUUUACAUGAUCUCGAUGUCUGUAAUAAAACACGACGUUGAAGGGUGACACACAAACGCAAUCAGGUUGACAUAUACACUUUUUGGCAUUGAAAAAUGAAGUAAGAGCUCCCCCUACUGGAUUUGAUUACACUCACAAAAAUAUGUUUAAAAAAAACAACAAAAUAUAAAAAGCUAAAAACACACAGCAGGUAGAAAUCUAAAUUCAACAAAAUAUUGAGCAGGAAAAUAUAUUUCCUAUUCAUGACAAGAGUGAGUAUCUUUCACAUAUUACUACAGCGGUCACACAAAUGAGUAGCGCUUGAGGAAACACAUUCUGCAAAGAUUUCUGAUACAAAAAAAAUAAAAUAAAAAUGCAAAAUAAGAUAUACAAUUUUCCGAAAUUUGUAUUAUUACUCUAUUUGGGUUUGUAUACAAUGUAUAAUGUAUCCAUCUAUAUCCCGGCCCUUGUGGCAAAGUCAGGUGAUUUUACUGAAAUAGCUUAUUUUAAAAGGAUCUCAAAAAGUGACAAAAUAAGAUAAUGAAAAGAGCACCGCGGUGUCCAGAUGUCAUGUUCAACUCAACAAGGGAUUUGACUUUUGUGUUUUGACGAUAGAGAAUUACCCUUGUACAUUUUUAUAUACUAUCUUGUAAAUAGAGAAUACAGUAAGUGACACCCCCCCCCACCCCCCUGCCCCCUCUGUACCUUGCCAUCAAGCAUACACACUUUACCCACAGACUUUCCUCUCCACUUGUACACAACAAAUGUCAUCUUGCCUCAUCUUUCAUGUCAGCACUUCGGAAUCUUGAUUGUGUAGAAGUAGUCGGUGGCACCGCAGUCCCUUUAUGUCUGUUUCAGCUCAGUAUUGAGUUGAAUUUGUUCGUUUGAGAUGUGUUUGGAUGUGUCACUAUCUUCAUGGAUACGAGAAUGAAUCACUAGGUCCACGAGGCCAGCUGUACAUAUUUUCUCAAAUAAAUAAAUAUAUAAAUGAGCAGCCUUGUGAGUGUCAACGUGUAUCGUCAUGGCACCUGGGCAAUACGAUGGAUGAAAGAUAUACCAACUAUUGGCAGCACAGUGAUGUCAUGUGUGUGUCCUGCACGCCGACAAAAAUCAAAACUCAGCACAUAACACUGUCUUUUGUACAUUCAAAGUACCGUACUGUUACUACAAACAGUGGUGCGAGAUUUGGCGUGUAACACAAAGAUGGAAUCAUACCCGCAAAUAUUUACACAUGAGAUGGCAGGAAACGAGUAGCCGGGGUCACAGAUUUGGCCCGAUACAUCCCAAAAAGAGACAUUCAUGUAUAAAAUAGAAGUAAAAAUAGAGUUAUGCCUACAAAUUGGAUACGUAACGACAAGUAAAACAAGACUAAUGUUUUUUUUUUAAAUUUCUUCUUUCCCAUCUGCCCACUAACCAUGACAAGAAAAAAAACGGAUGAGCAAAUAUUUGAUGAUCGUAAGUAAUACACAUUUUGGCUUUCCAAUUGGUUACUCACUUCCACAUACAGUCUAAUCUGUAUUGACGCAAUGGAUAACGAUAGAUAAAGUUGUGUCUCAUCAACUAGAAAAUAUACACAAACAAGAGGCAAAUUUUAUUGAUUGGCAUGUCGGAUUCCGUGUUCUGCCUGGUCAAUGUUAAGGAUAAGUAUUGAUCGCCCUUUUAAAGUGAGCACAAAGAAAGUUCAAAACAAAUCUGGGAUAAAUAUGACAGUGGCACAUUCGAUACUAUAAAACGUAAAAAGCAGUUUCGCUGGGUGGGUGUUGCAUUUUUCUCCUUUUGCUGCAACCCACCAACACAAGAAGUUGAUAUUGUCCGACAUUGUUAAAAGAAUGCCCCCCUCACCCCCAUCAUGGAGUAUGUGUAUGCUGUCGCACUACUAUAUGUUCAUGUAAAAUAUGUUGUUUAAUGUUUAAAAGUUGACCAUAUCCAUAAGUCUUGCCAGGCCAUCCCUUUCACUUCCUUUACUCAUCUCCUGAAGCCUUUUGGUGGUUUUUCAUCAAGUCCCAAUGUUGACCUGAUGUAUGUUUUAGAAGAGGAGGACAAUGCAGUUAACACGGAAACCUUGUAUAUUGUGUAAUAUGUUGUUCGAAUUAAUGUAGUUAAUUUUCUGGACUCUUUCGUCUGUUUUGCUUUGAAAUGGUCAGUCACAACAGCACUUUCUGUAAAUUGACCAAUAAAACCUUGUUUUGGAAUCUA